UCGGCUUCGGCUGUUACGUUGAAAAUAUAACCUAACCUCUUGUUUACUUUGCUGAUUGUUGUUAAAAUGGAUUAAAGAAACGAAAACAUCGUACAAAAGUUACAAUUUACAUUUCGAAUAUAAUAAUUAUGUCACGAGCUAAGCUGCUGUCUUCAUCACUUCAGCGAUGUUUAAUAAAUAACUUGAAAUCUGAACCAAAAGAUUUACGUAACAUUUGUCGCUAUAAAUCUACGAAAACGAAAACAGCCAGCUCUGUAUAUCGGAGUAUGAAUAUAUUUGAUAGAAAGGCGAAGGCUUUGCAAAGGGAAAGAUCAGCCAGAGGGGAGGCUUAUCAUUUAGUUGAACACAUAAAAGAAGAAGUCGGAUGGCGGACGGCCGAUCGAGUUUUUGAUAUAAAAAGGACGUUUAAAAAUGCUGUGGAACUUGGUGCGAGUCGGGGCUAUGUGUCCCGCCAUUUCUUACCUGACAGUGUCGAAAAGGUGACGUUAUGUGACACGUCACAGACGCACCUGGACAAAGCUAUCGUCGGGGAUGGAGUAACAGUGGAGAAGCGUGUUAUGGACGAAGAAAAUAUUGACUUACCAGAAAACAGUGUGGACUUAUUAGUCUCGUCGCUGGCUCUCCACUGGGUGAACGACCUGCCGGGGUGUUUUGACAGUGUCAUGAGAUGCUUGAAACCGGACGGGGUGUUUAUGGCAACAGUGUUCGGCGGGGACACGCUGAUGGAGCUCCGGCAAUCGCUGCAGCUGGCCGAGACGGAACUGUUGGGGGGCAUGUCCCCCCACGUGUCCCCUUUUACCAGAAUAAGAGAUAUCGGGGGACUGCUCAAUGCGGCCGGUUUCACACUGCAAACGGUGGACGUAGAUUCGCUGUGCGUGUGGUAUCCGACGGUGUGGCACGUGAUGCAGGACGCUAGGGCGAUGGGCGAGUCGAACGCCGCGUUCAAUCGCCCGCUGCGUUUGAACCGCGACGUGCAAUUCGCCGCCGCGGCCAUAUACGACGAGAUGUAUGGGAAGGAUAUGCCUGAGAGGAAUUCCCGCGGGGUGCCAGCCACUUUCCAAAUAAUAAACUUUCUCGGAUGGAAACCCGAUCCAUCACAGCCUCAACCGAUAGAGCGGGGUUCAGGGGAAAUCUCCAUGAAAGACCUGCAUAGAAUUGACGAAAUUAUAAAGGAGACGAAAAAAAUAGAAUUGACUGAAGAAGACAAAAAAUAGAAUCAAGUUCUUAAUAAAUGUUAUUUAUUUAUAAGUA
This is a messenger RNA of Plodia interpunctella (Indianmeal moth), 1251 nucleotides long. RefSeq lists its product as uncharacterized. Lineage: Eukaryota; Metazoa; Arthropoda; Insecta; Lepidoptera; Pyralidae. Gene Ontology annotation, molecular function: S-adenosylmethionine-dependent methyltransferase activity. Gene Ontology annotation, cellular component: mitochondrion. The transcript is spliced from 6 exons. The record is from RefSeq and is a predicted model, not a curated record. Bases 129 to 1214 code for a protein of 361 amino acids. Gene Ontology annotation, biological process: mitochondrial respiratory chain complex I assembly.